Molecule: messenger RNA, 3375 nt
Organism: Aspergillus ibericus CBS 121593
Lineage: Eukaryota; Fungi; Ascomycota; Eurotiomycetes; Eurotiales; Aspergillaceae
Product: ion transporter
Exons: 2
Coding region: 1-3375 (1124 amino acids)
Biological process (GO): transmembrane transport; monoatomic ion transport
Cellular component (GO): membrane
Molecular function (GO): monoatomic ion channel activity
Source: RefSeq, a predicted model, not a curated record
AUGCUCGCCUCCCUUCUGCGUCCCAAGAAACGGCGAGUCUAUGCAGACCGAUCGCCAUUCUCAUCACCGUACACCACUCGGGAUUCGCCAUGGCCUUUUUUCCAGGACCAUCCGUCCCAAGGGCAUCCUGGGCCGGGCUACGGAGAGAUUCACGAGGAGGGGCCUGACGCAAUGCCUGGACAGGAUGAAAGUAAUGAGGACGACGAUGGCCCGAUGGAGUCCACACCUUUGCUUCCGAUUUUCUCUGCCUCGCAUCUAGGUACGGACACUAUACUUGAUACUUUGCCGGUUUAUGAUAUCACGCAUGCCAUACGUCCUCUAAUCGUUUCUCGCUGCGAAACCACCCUGACUUGGGACCAAUUGAGGUCUCCGCAGAUCUCUCAAUUCCUAGUCAAGCCUAUUCAGCAGAAGAUACGAGCCUUGCACUUCUCCCGGGCUACAUUGUACGCGCUGAUCACGAAUUGCCUCCAAUUCACGAAGGAGGUUCAUCUGAAUCCAGGGAAUAGCGGCGUGAGCCAGACCAGGGCCAUGGUGAGCGAGCUUCUUGCCAUCAAGUUGCUGAGAGAAUAUACGACGCGAGAAUUGAUUGACGCGCUAUCCUAUGAAUUCUAUCCGCUCAACGGCCAAACGCCAACCGUGACUGCAAGCUCCGAGCGGGCCCCUGGCUGGUAUUCGGCCCAGGGAAGCAAGCGGCCGGCUAUCGCUCGUAUCUCCUGCCUGGAGGUGGCCAUCCGCGCCCAGGCGAAGAGAUUCUUGUCGCAUCCCCUUGUGGUACAACAACUUGAAGCGAUAUGGGCUGGCACGAUCGUCUUUCAUUCUGCGGCUGACAAUCUCCAUCGCUCGCCGGCCCAAACCCAGAGUAACGGGAGACCGCAAUACGGUACGACUCUCAACCCAUCUCCCGCUGGCGUGUCACAUCAGUCGCAGUCCAAUGUAUCUGGAAAUCGACGCUCGGUCACCAUUUAUGAUCCAAGAGAUGCCUCUCUGUUCAAACUUUCCCGGCUACGGGUGCCUCGAUACAGACAGUUCUUGUCAACCUUGUCAUUCGCAGUUCUGCUGGGGCUGUUCCUCGCCGUCUUGAAUCAGCGUAGUCUCGAGAUCACUCCGUUGGAAAUCAUUUUCUGGCUUUGGAGCGCUGGCUUUAUGCUUGAUGAGAUUGUCGGUUUCAACGAACAAGGAUUCAGUCUGUAUCUCAUGAGCUUCUGGAACCUGUUUGAUCUCGGUAUCUUGUUCCUCCUUUUCUGUUAUUAUUGCAUGAGGCUUUAUGGCGCUAUUUUGCCCUACACCCGCAAUCAGGUGGUGGCAGACCAAGCAUACGACAUCUUGGCCGCAAAUGCAGUCCUUCUCUUUCCGCGACUUUUCUCGGUCCUUGACCACUACAAAUAUUUCUCCCAGUUGCUUAUUGCUUUCAGAAUCAUGGCUUCCGAUCUGAUCGCGGUAUUUCUAUUGAUCAUCAUUGCCUGCAGCGGUUUUUUCGUCGCGUUCACGCAGGCCUUUGGCAGCGAUGAAGACCAUUCGCCUGGUGCCGUUGCUUAUGCCUUGUUCCAGAUGCUGAUGGGAUUCACCCCAACAGCAUGGGGUCUCUGGGAUGACUACAACACACUGGGCAGGGUGAUUCUGACAGUGUUUUUGUUUAUCUGUCACUUUGUUGUCGUCACAAUCCUGAUCACGGUCUUAACCAACUCCUUCAUGAAAAUCGUGCAAAAUGCCAACCAGGAACACCAGUUCCUCUUCGCCGUCAACACAAUCUCCAUGGUCAAAUCAGACGCCCUCUUCUCUUAUGUCGCGCCAACUAAUAUCUUUGCUUGGCUGAUCACUCCACUUCGUUAUUUCAUGUCCUUUCGAAAGUUCGUUCGGAUCAACCGGACGAUCAUCAAGAUCACCCACUUGCCAAUCUUGUUUACGAUCUGUUUCUAUGAGAAGGCAGUCCUGAGCCCUCAGGUGAUCGAUUCUACCGAUUUGGUGGAUUCAGCAUCUCCAUCUCAAUCAGCGGGUCGCCAUCAGGCCCGUACUGGCCGAUUUAGGGCUUUCAGCUCCCAAGCUCAUCGCUUCGUUCGAGAACCAUCGGUGGCAACAUACCAAAAGGAUCGUGCUUUGGACGAGGUGUUCCGACGGCCAUUCCACGAUGCAACGUCUCGAGGGCCCGGCGGAAACCUCAAUCCAAGAGAAAACCAUAGUGCUGUCAACAAAUGGAUGCAGACCAUGGGAUUGGGCCCUGUGAACCCUCCUGAUGAGCAGGACUCGGAAGAAGUUGAGCGUCUGGAAAGAUCACCAAGAGGUCGAUUGGGCUUCAACCGGAGGCUUACCAGGAGCUUACGCGAUCUAACAGAAUCAAAUCGCUCCGCUAACUCCGAUAUUGAUCAUACUCAUCAAGUGGCAUCCUCACCCGCGACGCCACGUAAUGGCAGAGCCUUCCUAACCCCAAUGAGGACAAGGCAGCUUUCGCGACACACGGGCAUGGAAGGCGACGAUGAGCUAACGAGUGAUGAUAAUGGCGGAUGGGCUGAAGAACAGCCGUUGGUUCCAAUGCAUCCGGAAGACGAUACUCUCAGGAAAACCAAACAAAGCCCAAUCAAUACUCCGCCCAAAUUUUUCAGCUCUCGACCGUCAACGGCUCGACUCAAGUCUCGCAAGACCAGCCCCGCUCGGCGGAUCAAGUACCACACGCGGAACUACUCAGGCGCUACUAUGCUGUACAACCCAAUUUCGUCGGAUAGCAAUCAUGAGGAAGCUCCAGCUUCACCGAGACCUAUCCGGCCGAGAGCUGAGACGCCUGAUCGUGCAGGUGGCGUUAGAGUCUCCACAUCUGCUGACCAGUGGACGCUGAGGAGACAUAGUACAGAGGGUGGCCGACUUCGAAACGUGACUAUGACCCGGUCUGAUCCAAUGUCUGUACCCGGUCAGGGUGGGUUUUCCGUGCCCGAUUCACACUUCCAGAGGCGUCACCAAGCGUCCAUUCUGGAUGGCCUAGGCUCUGAUUUGGGAGAUAAUAAAGCGAUUACGCAUGGCUUUCUGGGCGGCGUUCCGUCGAGCCUAACGACUCAGAUUGCCUACGCCACAGGCAAUAUCCGCCGUCCUGAAAGCCCGGGCAGCAGCCAGGAUAUGCUCAGCAAGCUUGUGCUAGCUCGUAUGAACAAUAUCGAGGAAGGCUUCCGUGAGGUGAUCAAAGAAGUCAAGGACCUCCGGCGCGGAGGGACCAGCCGGAGCGAAAGUCGAAUUGAUGAGCAAUGGAGCGCCCAACGCGAGAAGAAAAAGCGACGUGCAGAGAAAAAGGAGCCGAAGAAGGAUGCUCAAGGGUCUCGGAAGAGCAAGACGAGCAGCGAAGGGCAAUGGUCGGAUGUACCCCCGACCCAGCCUAGGGAGAAGACCACGUAG